UAUAAAACUUAAAUUGAAAGAUACCUACCUACCUAGGGUGAUCAAAUAGUAUUGGUGGUUUAUUGAAAUGGAGCUAGCUACUAAUAGUAGUCAUGUAUCUGUUUACAAGCCAACUCUUUGGAGUCCUGAUUUGCUCUUUACAACACUGUCAACGAAAUGGGUUAUGAGACCUUAAUUACACAUGGUGGAAAAAACAUCAUACCAAUCCUUUCUAAAGUGUGGGGAGAAUUAGUAGAAGCAUUCCUUGUAGAAGCAACAUGGGCUCAUGGAAAUUGCAUACCAUCCUUGGAAGAUUAUCUCGAUAACGCAUGGAGAUCAGCUUCAGGAGUGGUUAUACUUAUGGCUACUUUUUAAUGAAUCAUGGCGGUUUCGGAAAAGAUGCAAUUGAAUCGUCCUUGGAAAAGUGUCGUGAUCUUUAUAAAUGGUCAUCAAUGCUUUUUCGACUCUACAAUGAUUUGGCUAUUUCAUCGGAUGAGAUAGACAAAGGUGGAAAUGCGAAUGCAAUAUUAUGUUACAAGCAUCAAUAUGGUGUUUGUGAGGAAGUUGCGCGCGGAUAUAUAAAAACUCUAGUUGACGAAACAUGGAGGAAACUGAUCGAAGCACGAAUAAUUGCUUGUUCUACUGAAGAAGAUUUCGAAGAUUCAUUGACCGAUAUGGCGAUUAACCUUGCUAGAAUUUCAAACUGUGUUUUUGAAUAUGGAGACGGCAUUAAAGAACCAGAUGAGGCUAGAGCCAUGGAUCAGAUAUUGUCCAUCAUUAUUGAGCCGAUUAAUUAGUGUUCGUUAUGGAAAAGUACUACUCGUACUUCCGAUCCUUAACCUAGCUAUAAUAUUAUUAUAUUGGAUUUAAUCCAUUUAUUAUAAGUCAGUGAUAUAUAACUUGUAAGUGAAAAUAAUAUUCACUGUAACUCCGUGAAUGUUACUGUAUUGGAUGAAUAAUAUUGUAAGGUUUCAACAAUGAAGAUAUAUAAUCAGUUCUUCUAAUAA
This is a messenger RNA of Erigeron canadensis, 986 nucleotides long. RefSeq names its product (E)-beta-ocimene synthase, chloroplastic-like. The record is from RefSeq and is a predicted model, not a curated record. The transcript is spliced from 3 exons. Bases 309 to 776 code for a protein of 155 amino acids. NCBI's taxonomy places the organism in Eukaryota, Viridiplantae, Streptophyta, Magnoliopsida, Asterales, Asteraceae. Gene Ontology annotation, molecular function: terpene synthase activity; magnesium ion binding.